UAUUAACCGCCUCGGCGAGGUUGCACCGACGGAGAGAAGAGAGACGCGGAACUCGCUUGCUGCUCCCCUUUCCUCUGCAACACGCUGGACACUGUUAGGCUCCCGGCCGACGAAGCGGGAUCCGCUGCUUCGCGCUCUGGGUGAAAAUUGAUUUGAAGGGGGAAAACAGGGAGCUGGAAGGGGGAGACCCGGGAGGUGUCACCCUUGGGUCUGAGAGGUGGAGGAUGAACGGAGAAGCAGAUAGUCCAACCAAUUUAGAAAUGACGGCCCCGAAAAAUCAAGACCGUUGGACCCAGGAAGACAUGUUGACCCUCUUGGAGUGCAUGAAAAAUAAUCUGCCCUCCAAUGACGGCAGCAAAUUCAAAACCACAGAAUCCCAUUUGGAUUGGGAUAAAGUGGCCUUCAAGGACUUCUCUGGUGAUAUGUGCAAGAUUAAAUGGAUUGAGAUCUCCAAUGAGGUGAGAAAGUUCCGGACCUUGACAGAAUUGAUAAUGGAUGCUGAAGAACAUGUGAAAAACCCUUACAAAGGCAAAAAACUGAAGAAGCAUCCUGACUUUCCCAAAAAACCUUUGACUCCGUAUUUCCGUUUCUUCAUGGAAAAGCGAGCAAAAUAUGCUAAGCUACAUCCAGAGAUGAGCAACUUGGAUCUAACCAAAAUUCUCUCAAAAAAAUAUAAGGAACUCCCCGAAAAGAAAAAGAUGAAGUAUAUUCAGGAUUUCCAACGAGAGAAACAAGAUUUUGAGCGGAAUCUGGCAAGAUUUAGGGAAGACCAUCCUGACCUCAUUCAGAAUGCCAAGAAAUCCGAUAUCCCAGAAAAGCCCAAGACCCCCCAACAGCUCUGGUAUACUCAUGAGAAGAAGAUCUACUUGAAAGUCCGACCUGAUGCCACCACGAAGGAGGUGAAGGAAGCGUUGGGCAAGCAAUGGUCUCAGCUCUCGGACAAAAAAAGGCUGAAAUGGAUUCAUAAGGCUCUGGAGCAGCGGAAGGAGUAUGAGGAAAUGAUGCGGGAUUACAUACAGAAGCAUCCAGAGAUGAACAUUGAGGAGGGGGCACCACAACGGUCCACACUAACAAAAGCAGAGAGGCAAUUGAAGGACAAGUUUGAUGGGCGACCCACCAAGCCCCCUCCAAAUAGUUAUUCGCUGUAUUGUGCUGAGCUGAUGGCAAACAUGAAAGAUGUCCCAAGCACAGAACGGAUGGUACUCUGCAGUCAGCAGUGGAAACUUCUCUCCCAAAAGGAAAAGGAUGCCUACCACAAAAAGUGUGAUCAGAGAAAAAAAGAUUAUGAAAUUGAGCUUUUGCGUUUCCUGGAGAGCCUGCCUGAAGAAGAACAACAGAGGGUUUUGGGAGAGGAAAAAAUGCUGGGAAUAAAUAAGAAAGGUGCCACCAGCCCUGCCUCUAAGAAGUCAUCACCAGACGCCAGCAAGGGAGGUUCUGAGAAACCCAAACGGCCCGUUUCUGCUAUGUUUAUCUUCUCGGAGGAGAAACGCAAGCAGCUGCAGGAGGAGCGACCCGAACUGUCGGAGAGUGAACUGGCCCGGUUGCUGGCGCGGAUGUGGAAUGAUCUUUCAGAGAAAAAAAAGGCCAAAUAUAAAGCUCGGGAGGCUGCCCUAAAAGCUCAGACAGAGAAAAAACAUGGUUCUGACAAGGAAGAUCGUGGUAAACUUCCUGAGUCACCCAAGACUUCUGAGGAGAUCUGGCAACAAAGCGUUAUAGGAGAUUAUCUUGCCCGCUUUAAGAAUGACAGGGGAAAAGCACUAAAAGCCAUGGAGGCUACCUGGAAUAAUAUGGAGAAAAAAGAAAAACUUAUGUGGAUUAAGAAAGCAGCGGAAGAUCAAAAACGAUAUGAGCGAGAACUGAGUGAGAUGAGGGCACCACCAUGUUCAACAAAUGCCUCCAAGAAGAUGAAAUUCCAGGGUGAACCAAAGAAACCCCCCAUGAAUGGAUAUCAGAAAUUUUCUCAGGAGCUACUUUCAAACGGUGAACUCAAUCAUCUUCCUCUAAAAGAGCGAAUGGUAGAGAUUGGGAGCCGCUGGCAGCGGAUCUCUCAGAGCCAAAAGGAUCAGUACAAAAAGUUGGCUGAAGAACAGCAAAAACAAUACAAAGUGCACCUGGACAUGUGGCUGAAGACCUUGUCACCGCAAGAGAGAGCUGCCUACAAAGAGCAUACCUCCAGUAAACGUAAGAAUAUGGGGAAGAUGCGUGGCCCAAAUCCAAAAAUAAAACCUUCAAUGCCGUCCAAAUCAGAAUCUGAGGAAGAGGAUGAAGACGACGAUGAGGAAGAGGAGGAGGAAGAGGAAGAGGAUGAUGAUGAUGAGAACGGUGAUUCUUCUGAGGAGGGAGGAGACUCUUCAGAUUCAAGUAGUGAUGAGGAGAGUGAAGAUGGGGAAGAGAAUGAAGAAGAGGAUGAUGAAGAGGAUGACGAUGACGAUGAGGACAAUGAAUCAGAAGGCAGCAGCAGUUCCUCAUCCUCUUCAGGAGACUCUUCUGAUUCGGACUCUAACUGAAUUGUCUUCCAUCUUCCACCCUCCUUGCUAUACUUUAUUCGGUUUUGUUUUUCCGGAUAAUAGUAACAUUGCAGCUGUAGAGCUGGGAUGGGGAAGAAUCAGAGGGGGGGAGGGAAUCACUGUGGUUUAAUUCACUUCCUUUCUUCACAAUCCUCACAUUGCAUUAAUGAUGUGUGACUGUGUGAGAGGAACAAAGGGCAGGGUACACAAUAGCUGACAAACAGCAGAGGGGUGUACUUUUCCCUUUUUUGUGGGUGAUGAUAGCGUGGGGAGAGAAUUUCAUUAUAUAAUCCCUUCUCUCUCCCUCCCCUUAAAUCUCUGUUUAUAAGAGAUGACAGGGGUCAUAGCAAAAUCCAGACCCCUUUAACUUUUUCCCCCCUCUCAUCUUCAUCCCUCUUCCAACCCCUAGUUCUAGCCACCAGCUUGGGACUUUGUACAAAUUCUUUUUUAAACAACAACAUGGCAAUGAGAGACAUUUUCCCCUUUUUCUCCAUCUAGCCCAGCAAACAGCCAAGGAGAGAUGGAUUCUAAAACAAUAUGAGCUUUGGGAAUUUGCCAGUGAGCCUCAUCACUCCUCAUAAUGGACAAUCUUGUAUAGUCUUGAUCUUUCACAUUUUGACAAAAGAGAGAAAGAAAGCAAAAUGGCUGCAGCUGCACUUAGCAAUUUCCUGUGACAAACUGGAUAUCCAGCAUUUCCUGCUGAGGGAAAUGGGAAUUGGGGGGUCAUAUUCUGUGUGAGUGUGUUGCAAGGGUCAAGGGAUAGAAGAGGGACUGAAGAACAGGAUUUUUUUUAUUUUUUUAUUUUUUUGCAAAGGGGGAAUAUCUGGCAUACUGUUGAAGAUGGAGAGAAUUUCAAAAACUCCAAGUGACUGGCUUUAUUUUGCUGGAGGUGGACUUUUCUGUCAUUUUUCUGACCAGCGUUUGGCUAAAGACGUAGUAGCCAGACCCCUUUGGGUUGAUGUUGUUGUUAAUAUAUAUAUUUUUUUUUACAAUGAAGUGACCAAUAAUUGUACCAAAAUGGGGCAUUUUGUUGACUGUCUUUGGGAGGGGUGGUUGGUUGUGGGGAUCAUAUGUGUCAUUAGCAUUUUUUUAAAAAUAUUUUAUAAACCAAGUAAGACAACCAUCUUUUUUUACAAGAAAACGUUCCCUCUUUGACAUUAACCUCUUUACGUGUCUUUUACCAAAUGCAAAAUUUAAGAUCUUGAGGAAAAAUGAUUUAUGUGAGACAAUGUAUAGGAGAAAUACAGAUGUAUGCUUUUUUCCAACAUGUCUUGAACACACUAAGCUGAAUUUUCAAUUCAACUCUGGACAGAAAUGUGAUGUCAGGAAAGGACCAGGCACACAAAUUCUCUCUUCCUGCCCCAACCUUAUGUUUUCUUUAGCAUGGCAUUUAAAUAUCUGUGGAAGUUCUGUAAAAUAGACUAUGAUUUAGGAGAAACUAGCUAAGCAUAUAAAUCACAAAUAACCAAUCCUAGCUUGGUUUUCUAAAUCAUAGGUGAAGUUAAUAAUAUUUUGUAUGUAGGCAUUGCAAUAAAACAAAGUUAAGUGAUAACAGAAGUGAAAGAUUCCAAUCUUGGAUUUCAUAGGUACAUCGAAUUUUUAAAAAAGGAUGGAGAUCAUGUAAGGUAAAUGUUUGAGAAUAAGAUCCUAAAUCAUCUACAAAUAGGCCAACAUAUUUGGGGGAAGGAAAAAAAAAGUUAUUACCUUCAAACUAGUUCCUUGUAACCUACUAUUUAUUGGACAGGUUAAUUUUUAAGAGAUAUUUUCUUUUCUAUUUUUUUUACCCUUUUUCCUUUUUUUAUUGAAAAAUGCCCUGAUUUUACAAGGCUUCUAUAUUUUUUAAGUUAUAAUCACAGCCAGUUAAGUAGGAUUUAGAACAAUUGGCGAUCUUAAUUUUCAGGUAUACCUGAUCCCAGGACUAUAGGAGGUAUGAUUGAACCCUUGCCUGGAAAGGAUUGAAACAAUAAAUUAGAUUUAAGACUUGUAUUUCACUCCUUAUUCACCACUCCCUUGGAAAAAAGAGACAUUUUCAAUACUGUCAGCUCUAGUGGCCAAACAAGGCAUGGGGGAGGAUAAAUUCUGUCUUCACUGAUAAAAGAACUAUAAGACACUC
Messenger RNA from Thamnophis sirtalis, 4620 nucleotides. RefSeq names its product upstream binding transcription factor (gene UBTF). The record is from RefSeq and is a predicted model, not a curated record. Lineage: Eukaryota; Metazoa; Chordata; Lepidosauria; Squamata; Natricidae.